AUGUGCGAGCGUGCCACUGCUAGCAAUAAAAUCUUAGCAGACUUCUUAAGAAUAGAUAACUUGCGCCCCAAGUUACUGAUUUCUAAACAAGUGAUUGUGAAUUUGGGUGAGGAAUAUCUACCAAGGAAAAAAUCAACUCUAGAAAGACAAAAAGAAGGCUGGACUUCCAUUUAUCCCUGGGGAGGCCUUCUGAAUGGGCAGAAUUGCGGCCUCUUCAGUUUGAAAGGGGCAGAAGUGGCUGGACUUGAAGAUUACUGA
Molecule: messenger RNA, 258 nt
Organism: Prunus armeniaca (apricot)
Lineage: Eukaryota; Viridiplantae; Streptophyta; Magnoliopsida; Rosales; Rosaceae
Source: the annotation of a GenBank genome assembly